CAUUCACUAUGACUGAUCCUCACACCAAUUUAUUCGAUGGAUGGUUCAAGUUCAUGCUCCUCCACCUUCACUACUCUUCUUCUUCUCAAUCCAAAUUGUGUUCAUCAUACCCUUUUGCUUACUCAAACAACUGGUUUGGAAUUCAAUCCGAACCCUCAUCUUCCUCUGCAGUUCCUCCACCACCUCCUCCUCCUCCUCCAAGAGAGGCUCUUCCUCUCAUUAACAAGUUAAGCCUCAUCACAAAUCAGCAUGGAAAUGAACACUCAAACAGUAAUAGUGCAAUAGAAGACAAACAUGAGAGUCUUUUGACUGGUCCUGAAGAUGAUGAUGAAACUGUGACUGUUGCCCUACACAUAGGGCUUCCUAGAAUGGGUAGUACUACUUCUGAUCUGGGGUUGAGGAUGAUCCCAACUUCAAUAGAAAUGGCUGAAAAAGAGGAAGUGAAUAUGAUUUUUGAACAACCUUUGGAUAAAUUGAACAAGGGUCAGUAUUGGAUUCCCACCCCUUCACAGAUUCUCAUUGGUCCUACUCAGUUUUCAUAUAAAUCUUUUUGGCUGGCAAAUUCUACAGAAAGAAGCAUGAUCAAAUAUUAACUGCAAAUGAACUGCUUGAGGAGUCACAAUGGUGAAACACUUGCUAAAGAACCACUGCCAUCUUCAUUCCCAAACA
Molecule: messenger RNA, 669 nt
Organism: Gastrolobium bilobum
Lineage: Eukaryota; Viridiplantae; Streptophyta; Magnoliopsida; Fabales; Fabaceae
Product: zinc finger protein WIP2-like
Exons: 1
Coding region: 9-593 (194 amino acids)
Biological process (GO): regulation of gene expression; anatomical structure development
Cellular component (GO): nucleus
Molecular function (GO): DNA-binding transcription factor activity
Source: RefSeq, a predicted model, not a curated record